AUGGGGAAUUUAAAGCAAGAUCUGGCGCAUGAGCAACCUUGUCAUCCACGAGCCUGCGCUAUUCAAGAUUGCUUGACGAAAAACUCAUACGAUGAGAACAAGUGCCAGGCGCAGAUUGAUGCUCUCUAUGAGUGCUGCAACGCGUUCUACCAGCAACAAGGUGACCAGGCCUCGACUGUGAGCUGUCCCAAGGCAGGUCUACUGCGUCUGAAAAUGAAACAACGAGCCCAAGCAACGCAAGGCACGAACUAG
Penicillium diatomitis is the source of this 252-nucleotide messenger RNA. RefSeq lists its product as uncharacterized. Lineage: Eukaryota; Fungi; Ascomycota; Eurotiomycetes; Eurotiales; Aspergillaceae. Gene Ontology annotation, cellular component: mitochondrial intermembrane space. The transcript has 4 exons. The coding region runs from base 1 to 252 and encodes 83 amino acids. The record is from RefSeq and is a predicted model, not a curated record.